Molecule: messenger RNA, 828 nt
Organism: Rotaria sordida
Lineage: Eukaryota; Metazoa; Rotifera; Eurotatoria; Philodinida; Philodinidae
Source: the annotation of a GenBank genome assembly
AUGGAUUUUAUAUACAGUAAUGUUUAUGAUUUGACAUGUGAAGAAAUUAAAACAAAAUUUUUGAUGCGUCCAAUGGAUCAUCACGAUAAUUCACAAAAUAGUACUAAUAAUAUUAUAAAACGAGACAAUAGCAAUCAUUCAAGUCCAAUACCAUCAUCACCACCACCAAAUAAUAUACGUGUCAAUAGUAUUUUACGAGUGAUAACAAUAUUUGAUGAUAUUCGUACUGGUAAAGUCGUGGCAUAUGAUCCUCCAUCUAAUUUGGUUACAUUACAUAUAAAAGGUACAAAACCAGGUUCAACAUCUGUAGCUGUUAUUAAUCUCAACCAUUGUCGUGAAUAUAUUGUUGAACAAGAACCUAAAGAUGAUAUACUUGAACCACUUUAUCCUAUUGAUAUUAGUAAAUUAAAAAAACGUCAAAUGGAAAAUGAAGCUGAAAAGAAAAAAGAAGCAUCUUUUAUUAAUGUAAAAGCAAGUCGAAUUGGUCAAGCACUUUUUCGAGAUAUAAAAAAAACAAUGAAUCAAGUAAUUCGUUGGUCAAAUAAUGAUAUUCUUAUUAAUAAUGCAGUACGAAUUGUUGAACCAUAUCGUGUAGAAAAUGUUUCAAUUGAUUCUCAAAUACAAUCAAAUACUACAACUAGUAUUAAAGCAUCAGCAAAAGGUGAUAAUGAUACUAAAACACAUAUUAUUAAAUUGGUAGAAAAAUUUUGGUCUGAUCAAUCAAAAUUAACUUCCAAUAUUGAUUCAACACGAACAACUAAAUCUGACAGUUCAAGUAAAACAACAACAACAACUGAUUCAACAUCAACAGCGUCAUCAGUACCUUGA